Messenger RNA from Naegleria fowleri, 495 nucleotides. RefSeq lists its product as uncharacterized. Gene Ontology annotation, molecular function: protein binding. NCBI's taxonomy places the organism in Eukaryota, Heterolobosea, Eutetramitea, Acrasida, Naegleriidae. The coding region runs from base 1 to 495 and encodes 164 amino acids. The transcript has a single exon. The record is from RefSeq and is a predicted model, not a curated record.
AUGCUCGCAAACUACGAUGAAGAAGAACCACAAAAGCAAUGUGAGAAAGAACAAGAAACCUCAUCCACCCUUAAUGAGACAGAUAUAGAGCUUGAAAAGAAGAGAGCGGACGCAGCUAUCAAAAUUCAAACUCAAAUACGGUCGUUCUUGGCAAGAAAAAAAGCUUCCGUUGUGGCCCAAGCCAAGAAGCGAUUGUUUGAGCAAGAAUUAGAACAAGAACGAAGGGAGUAUGAAAAAGCUAAAGAGGAACGAAAGAAAUUGAAACUUGAAACAGCUGCUCUUAACAUUCAAGCUCUGUGGAGAGCAUUUUCCAUAAGGAGAGACACUUCUCAGUUGAAGAAACAGCACGAUGCCGCUGUCAAGAUUCAAUGCAUGGUUAGACAAAGAUUGUCUCGUGUCAGGGCGGAAAGAGCCAAGAAACAAAAACAGGCCGAGCUGGAGAAAUUUUUGGAAGAGGAAAGAAAGAUGUAUGCUGAUCUAUUGAAUUCACUUUAA